GUGCACCCAAAUGUGCCCAAACCAGCCGGGAAACUCAAGCAUGUCAACUGGGUUAAGAUCCCACAACAUGCCAUGUCAGGUAAGAACAAUGUGUGGACAAAGAUCCGUGAGUGGGAGGAGAGGAUUGAGCCGGAUUUCUCCCGAGCAGAGGAGCUCUUCCGUCAAACAGAACUUCCCACCAGAGAGAGGAAGAAAAAACAGGAGGAGACAAAACAAUUGUUGCAGGUCAACCUUCUGGAGGGGAAGAGGAGUCUGAACAUCAACAUCUACCUUCGACAGUUCAAAUGCUCCCAUGAAGAGAUUAUAGACAUGGUACAGCAAGGUGACCCUGAGAAAAUGGGUGCUGAGAGACUGAAAGGACUGCUGAGAUUACUGCCACAGGCUCAUGAAAUUGAGCUUCUGACAUCCUACGAAGGUGACAAGACCAAACUGGGAGCAGCGGAGAAAUUCUUCCUCCUUCUGUUAGAGCUUCCAAGUUAUCGCCUGCGUGUGGAAGGCAUGGUGAUGAAGGAGGAGUUUUCUGCCAGCAUGGCGUUCCUGAAGCCGUCCAUCCGUACUGUCCAGCAGGCCUGCCAGGACCUACUGGAGAACAAGAAACUCCAGCGGAUCCUACAGCUCAUCCUCCUCACUGGGAACUUCCUCAACUUUGGAGGGUAUGCUGGCAAUGCUGCAGGCUUCCGGCUCCACUCACUUCUGCGCCUGGUCGACACCAGAGCCAACAAGCCAAAGAUGAACCUCAUGCAUUUUGUAGUGCAGGAAGCGGAGGAGAAGGAUCCUUCCAUCUUGACUUUCCCAGAUGACAUGAAACAUCUAGAGGAAGCAGCAAGAUUAUCCCUGGAAGGCCUGGGGAGUGAGAUCCAGCAGCUGAUGACAGGACUGCACCGUCUCCACAAACAGCUGUCCAACUCUGAGGAUGAUGUUAAGGAGCAGUUCCAAACAUUUGUUGAGCGAGCCAUGGUGAGUGUGUGUGAGCUGCAGAAAGAGCUGGGCACCAUCAAGCAGCUAGCCAGGAAGCUGGCUGUCCACUUCUGUGAGGACCCCAACAGCUUCCAACUUGAGGAGUGUCUGCAAAUCUUCAAGACAUUCUGUGAGAGGGUCAAGACAGCUCACAAGGUGUGUCCAUCAAGGUCAUACUGA
Messenger RNA from Branchiostoma belcheri (Belcher's lancelet), 1137 nucleotides. Its product is annotated as FH2 domain-containing protein 1-like. The transcript is spliced from 10 exons. The record is from RefSeq and is a predicted model, not a curated record. NCBI's taxonomy places the organism in Eukaryota, Metazoa, Chordata, Leptocardii, Amphioxiformes, Branchiostomatidae. The coding region runs from base 73 to 1137 and encodes 354 amino acids.